AACCAAGGGAAGGGGGUUGCGAAAAGAAUGUUCGGAGAAAGCCCACAACUUGAUGAUUGGUAUACGACGGACUCAGACUCUGAGGAUACGGCGGCAGCGAUAAGAGAAGAUGGCCUAGAGAUGGGAUUUGAUGGCAAAUUGACCCAAAAUGCUCACCGAUAUACUUCUCCCCGGCGGAGGAACGCCAAUACUGCAAAGCGUUUCGAUCAGCUUUGGUGGUCAAAGCCCUGGGGAAAACAAUUUCCUACACCGAUGUCUCCUUCCGCCUCAACUCGAUUUGGGAAAAGGUGGGAGGCAUUUAGCAAAAUUGGGAAACCUAUCCGAAUUGAUGAAGCCACGCGCACUGCAACGCGUAGUGAUUAUGCACGAGUAUGUGUUCAGGUGGACCUUACCAAACCUUUAUUAUCACAAUUCUCCUUUAACGGGGAAACUUACUAUAUUCAGUACGAGGGUUUGGAGAAGAUUUGCCUGCACUGUGGAACGUACUCUGAGAAAGGUACAUGCACAUGCAAUAAAAUGCAUGAACCUAUGGAAGCUGAUGUAGUGGAGAAAUCGGCGGAAUCUAAAGUGAAGCAGCCGGAUCAGACCUAUGGAGAAUGGAUGAUAGCGAAGAGGAAGCCUAAGAGGAGAGAAAUCGGAGGAGAUGAUCAACAUGCUAUCACACGUACAGGUAAAAAGAAUGUUGCAAUGCCUGGUGGAUCCCGGUUUGAAGUACUUGAAGUGGAAGAAGGCAACAUCUCACAACCGGAGGUAGAACAGGUGGCAAAUAUCAGCACAACUACUAGGAGUACCCAUUUGAAGGGAGCAGAACUGGAAAAGGUUAACAAGCAACAGGAGCUCCCAAAGAAAACCACCCCGGUCAGUCUCAUACAAAACGAAAACCAAAGGGUGGAAAAUAGACCAUCCAUCGCCCUUGCUUCUACACAAGCUGUGGAAGAGGGAGUCAAAGAAACCCAGCUGACCUCCCCCAUCAAAGUCGGCUCAACGGGUGAUAAGAUACCAAGUAUGGCGAGGGAGCAAACUGAACUGACGGCGUAUGAGCUCACAGCCUCGACAGUAAACAACUCCCAUGGAAGACCAGUGUGGCGGACGAUCUGGAGGGCGCCGAUGAUGCAAAGGGUGUGCUCCUUCAUGUGGCUGUUGAAUCAUGACAGGCUUUUCACUAAUGCUGAGAGGGGGCGCCGACAUCUUACAACAGAUACAGGUUGCAAAAUUUUCGGAGCUAAACCAAAAACGGCGAUCCAUGUAGUACGCGACUGUCCAUUCGCGCGAGCCGCCUGGGCGGAGCUCUUGGGAUACAAGUCGGACCACCGAUUUUUUGAAGAAGAUUUGCAGCGGUGGACUCAUUAUUACCUAUCAGGCCGAAGUCAAGUCAUCGACAAUACUCUUUUUGCAGGUACAUGCUGGCUGUUGUGGAAGAACCGGAAUGGCUUCUUGUUCCGAAGUGAGCUGAAAGCCUAUACACAAAUCCAGUACCAAGCGAAACAACUCAGAGAACAAGUUCUCAAAGCUCUUGAGAAGGAGAGGAGCAUCUUUAGAGAUGGGGGACUCCACGAAAGGCGCAUGGUUGGCUGGCAACCACCGGCGCAAGACUGGGUCUGCAUUAACACAUAUGGCUCAGUCAUUUCCUCUCCUGAGAGCACUACUUGUGGUGGCAAUGGUCAGGGGGACGAUGGCCGAUUCAUCAGCGCUUUCAUGACGAAACUUGGAGGGGGUUCCAUUACGCGUGUAGAACUUACUAGUAUUGUGUACGGGCUGAAGCUUGCUUGGGGAUCAAGGGUCCAGAAAGGUUAUUCUCCAGACAGAUUCAGCAACUGGCAUGUCCUUGAUAGAGACCGCAUCACCGCACCAUCCACAUUAUACGCGAGUAGCGGAGAUCCGGAGCUGGUUGGCUCGACAAUGGAC
Messenger RNA from Linum tenue, 1905 nucleotides. NCBI's taxonomy places the organism in Eukaryota, Viridiplantae, Streptophyta, Magnoliopsida, Malpighiales, Linaceae. The record is from the annotation of a GenBank genome assembly.